This is a messenger RNA of Iphiclides podalirius (scarce swallowtail), 315 nucleotides long. NCBI's taxonomy places the organism in Eukaryota, Metazoa, Arthropoda, Insecta, Lepidoptera, Papilionidae. The record is from the annotation of a GenBank genome assembly.
AUGAGGUCAUGUUGCACCGGCCGGUGUUUGCUGAACCGGCUUCGAAAGCAUGACGUUUCAAUAAACGAGUCUGCAAAAAGUGUUUCAUUUGUUGUUCUUCCAACGUCCGUUAAGGACAAAGAAUUCCUUGUCAAAGUGGAAUGGAUAAGUGUUGAUCCAUACCAACGCGCUUACAAUCAAUUCAAAGAGAUACCUUAUGAUCAAUUCGGAUAUCAAGUUGGAACCGUGGAACAAAGCAAAGAUAUUAAUUUUCCAGUCGGAGUCAGGGUCGUAACCCACAAAGGUGAAAACAAAGGAAAAGCUGUUGUAAAAGUC